Cylicocyclus nassatus is the source of this 750-nucleotide messenger RNA. The record is from the annotation of a GenBank genome assembly. Lineage: Eukaryota; Metazoa; Nematoda; Chromadorea; Rhabditida; Strongylidae.
UAAUACAAUUUGUUUCAGAACUGGUGUUGGCGAUUCUGUGGGUUUUUGAAGAUGAUGCUGCAAAUACUUGUUCUUGCUGCUUUGUGCUCCAAAGCUCCCGCCGCUAUUACGUACCAAAAGUGCUUGGACAGUGCAAAUACAGCUUACGCAGCGGAGGCACUCGACUGCGACGAUCAAAUUCCAACUUGCGAAGAACUUUUCGUAGCUUCAGGUGAAACAAAACCUACUGUGAGUGGGACCAGUGAUAGGCCUAUUAAAUGCUAUAAGGACUCUUCUGCUACAAAUGAGACAAUAGUCAGUGUCGCUACGAAAAUAUGCCCGAAAACUUGUGGUCUGUGCUGCUUAACAGCCAAGUUCGACUGUAAUGAUAAUGAAGAUUUCGAUUGCGAUAAGGUGAAGAAACAGAAUCAGUGCAAGGAUCCGUGGAAGUCGCAGUUGAAUUUGGUAGACAACUGUCCAAAAACGUGUGGCCUGUGCGAAGAGAGGAACGGAGACUGUCAAGAUAGAGAGCCAAAUUGCGACAAGAGUCAGUGUAAAAACACAGAUUUCCAACCAGCAAUGAAGGUAAACUGCAAAAAGACCUGUGAUUUUUGUGAGGAAGAAACAACAGCAGCUGCUACUACUGCACCGGCACAAAAGACUGAGGAGACCACAGCGCCAGCGAAAACAGAACCUACCACUACUCCCGUUUGCGGAACGGACACGAGAUGUGAUAAAUGGUAUUGCGGAAAAGCAUGCGGAAGAUGCUAA